AUGUCCCUAUCUGCUUCCUGGACAGCUCAAGAGGAGCUCAGCUUCAUGAAAUUUCUUGUUGAUUAUAAGGCAGAGGCCGGUGAUGAUGGCAGUUUUAAAUCAGCUACUUUCCAAAAGGCAGCCUUACACAUUGGGCCUUUUCACAAGCGCAAAGCUAUUAAAAAUGCAAAGUCAUGCAUGAACAAAUAUUCCAUGGAUGGACAUGGGAUGACUCUACUAGUGCAUCAAUUGAUAUCCAUACGGCAUCAUCUUGGGAUGACUAUGUUAGAAUGCACCCAGAGGCUAAGCCAUUUCACAACAAGGGCUGGCCCCAGAGCUUCUUCACCAUCAUCUCAGCCGUGUACAUUGUCAUUGGUUAGAUCUGAUCGUGGUAAUUUGGGUAUUAUUUCUGCCAAGGAGUCUUCAGACUCGGAAACUGAAGAGACUUUGAAUUCCUCAACUGGGUUAAAUGCCAAGCAAAAACGAGAGCCAGCCAUGCCCACUCCAGUAGCUGCAAAGCACCAUUGUUCAUUUAAUGGUGCUGCUGCGCUAAUGAGUAUGGCUGAAUCACUUGGUGCUUUCAAUACUAUUCUUGCUAUAGCAUUUGCCCAACCUUCUACAGCACCUGUACCGGCUUCUUCCACACCUUCUAUUCCAGUUAUUUCCACUACUCCCUUAAUCCAAGCAAUUACUUCUGUUCUUACGCAUAAAAAGUCAAUCGUUUAUAUGAAGUGA
Molecule: messenger RNA, 714 nt
Organism: Psilocybe cubensis
Lineage: Eukaryota; Fungi; Basidiomycota; Agaricomycetes; Agaricales; Agrocybaceae
Exons: 5
Coding region: 1-714 (237 amino acids)
Source: RefSeq, a predicted model, not a curated record